Messenger RNA from Marchantia polymorpha subsp. ruderalis, 2737 nucleotides. Lineage: Eukaryota; Viridiplantae; Streptophyta; Marchantiopsida; Marchantiales; Marchantiaceae. The record is from the annotation of a GenBank genome assembly.
CCUCGAGUAUGGACGUCCGGUGGGCCAGCCCGUCGCCCGCCGGAAGAAAGCGAGAAAGCUCUGGACGCGGUCUGUGCUGAGCUAGCUCCCUGGCUCUCGCAAAGGUGCCUCUAAUGUCAAAGGGUCGAGGCCUCGCGCUCGCCCGCCCGCCCGCCCGCCCUGCCCGGGCGGAAAGCGGAAGGAACCCGGUCGCCUUUUCCGUGUCGUAAUUUCUCCAAACGUAUUCCGGGCUCGACUGGAUCGGUACGUAAAUAAAUACCGGCCCAUUUUUUCCCCGACUCACCCACUGACUGUAUUGGACCUUUCUGCGGGUUUCACCCGAUUCUCGCUUUUUCCCGUACCGUAAUAUCUGAGGUUAAUUGCCUUGCUUCGUGUCCCCCGUCGGCCUUAUUCUUUCCCCGCACCGUAUGCGUAUGCAGCCCCGCCACUCGUACGCCGAUCGGACGGCAUUUACGGCUCACAACUUUCCAGUGACACGGCGGCAACGCCCGCGUCGUCGGAAUCUCAAACCGGGCAGUCGGUGAGGUGAGUCAGGCUCGACUCCGCCGGGCUUUCGGCUCUUGCGUCCACAUCAUCUCGGCUCCAUUUACAGCACGACAACAGCGGCGCCCGCUGUACAUGCACGCACUCCCCUUGCGGCCGAUGGAUGGCAGCACCGCUAAAUCUAUCGAAGGUUGUGGCGGAGAAGCACGUCUCCGACCGCCCUGCCUCCCUCGAAAGCUCCUUCGCUCAGCCCUUCGCUGGGCUGGGGCCAAAGGCUUCCACCACGACGCUUGCAGCUUCUUCAUUUUAUUCGACAUGGCCCGCCAUAUCCACAGAUCUCUCGACCGGAUUCUUUGCUCGGCACUCCGGUAUAGGAAUUUCCCGUCAGGAAAAAGGGGAUGGGGAAGAAAUGCUCUCAAUAACAUCUGUCUUCCUCGACCGUCUAACUUCUCCACGUCUGUUAUGAAGUUUUCGCCUGUCUCUUGGCAGCGGUGAGCUCUCUGCGAGGUGAAUGCUCGAAAGCUCGAAUGUGCCCGUCAACUGGCCCGCUGCGAUCGAUCGGAUCUUAAAUGCGGUCGUCCUUGAGAUGGAAAGCAGAGCGCACAGUGGAGAAUCUAUGGAGAGCCAUGCAUGGGCUGGCCAAUGUCGAGCAGACAUGGCUCCUGAAAGCAGCAUUGUUAACGACGCAGCCAGCACAGGCCGACUCUUGCGCCUUGUCACUGAAGUCCCUCUUGCCAUCCUCGGGCAGGGCGGCCUUGUGCGUCUCGCUAUUCUCCGAACUGGCCCCGUUCGAAGUCGGCCUUAUCCCGACCACUCUCGCUCUCCUUCCGUGAUCGUUCUGCACGCCGGGAGGAGUCCGUCGAGGACAGCGAGCCGGUCAGCACAUUCCCAGACAAAGCGGCAAAUAAAAUAUGGUUAGAAAAGCGGACGAGCACAUACUACGUUACGCAAGUCAAGGUACUCUAAAACCCUAAAUCUGCCCGCAUCCUUGACGGUGCUCGUCAGUGAUACGAGAAGGACAAAGUAUGUAGACAGAGGCAGCCGAUCCUACUCACUCGCACAACGCGACCAGUCACAAGAGCGAGCGCGAGGCAUGAGAGAAAUAGUUUACACGAAAAAGUGGGGUGAUGAAUGCGGCAGUAAAUGCGAAAGUAGGAAAGGCCAAAACCGACGUAGAAAUGAAAGUUAACAUGGGAGGCAUUAGAAUAAAGAAUGGGGAUAAUAGUCAUCUGAGCCCCAGCUUUUUGGUAAUGGUCGUCCUUGCUCCUUCGGCAGACGGGAGAAGGAAGCGAGCCGCGCUCAAAAGUAAUGUUGAUUAUAUUAAGGCAAAAGUGGGUGAGAUACUUCUCUCCAAUUGGCCACCUUUACAUUUGCGCCCACUUUUAACCGUGGCCCUUUUUGUAACAUGUUAUCGACUUUGCUACAUUCAAAGCAAGCUUUUCGGGUUAGGGAUAAGCGCCAUUGCUCAAGCCCAUUUGUCAACUUGUGCUGCCAGUGGACCCGAAGUAAGCCCAUGCCAUGUGAGUCACUCGGCCUCGUUUGUCAAAAUGACCACCACUUGGCUCUGCUUCGCUUGGCUUCGACCCAGCGCGCGCUCCUCGACACUGUUGUUCUAUGUUGUGUGCGCACCGCCUACCUACCGAGGCCGCCGUCGUACGUCGUCAAACCUUGUCCCCGUUCGCUCCUCCCCUCACCUCGCUGAGCCUGGCUCCCCUCUCAUCGAUCCUUCUCCAUGAGUCCGUGACUCAUCCUUUUGUUGCUUCUUCGCGCUUCGCCCACGAAGAAUCGCUCCACGCCCGACCGCCCGGUCCGUUCGCUGCCGUCCCCAUUCCAUCCCGUCCCUCGGGGCCCUGGGAUGCCGCUGCUUCGUGAACCAACUGACUGUCUGCUGCGUUGCUGCUCUCGGAACAAAAGUGCCUGCUCUGAAGCACCCAUCGAUCCAGACACGGACGAUGGUAACCACUGUACUGCUUUUGAAGAGCAAUUCCAGCUUUUCGUGGAUCAUCUCAUGGAAGCAUCGUAGGACAGGUUGAGAAUCCGACCCGGAAAGUUCGAGCUCAGUAGCUGGUUGUUGUGCAUUUCCUAUUAUCGCUGGACUUUACAGAGCGACCAAAGGCGAGAAGCCAAUUGACGGUAUCACAAUCAUAGUCGGAAUAUGCCACGGUCGUUUGAAAAAGAUCAGAUCAAUGUUGCCAUCGGGGAAACUUUGAAUAUCGAUGGCCAAAAAGCGUUUGCCCCUCGACUAGAUAUUGCU